UUAGCCCUAAAGGCCAAUACCCAAAUUCUUAUCAUCCCUUCUCUCUCUUCGAGCAACUUCUCUCUCACGUGUAAUCGGAGCUCUUGCCGGAGGUACUUCGUAAAAUCAUUUCUGUUCUCUGACCGAUUUCCGGAAAAAAAAAAAAAAAACACCGGAGCCAUCACUCACUGUUUCUCCUCAGAAGGUGAGGUCUCUGAUUCCCACUUUUUAAAUCGAAGACCAGAGAAUGGCAGAGGGAGAUGAGGACUUGCCAAGAGAUGCAAAGAUCGUAAAGUCCCUACUCAAAUCAAUGGGUGUGGAGGAUUAUGAACCUCGUGUUAUACACCAGUUUUUGGAGCUAUGGUAUCGUUAUGUUGUUGAUGUAUUGACAGAUGCCCAGGUUUACUCGGAGCAUGCUGGCAAAUCUUCAAUUGAUUGUGAUGAUGUUAAGCUUGCUAUUCAGUCAAAAGUUAAUUUCAGCUUCUCACAACCGCCACCAAGAGAAGUUUUACUAGAAUUGGCUAGAAACAGAAACAAAAUCCCAUUGCCCAAGUCAAUAGCUGGACCUGGUAUCCCACUUCCACCAGAGCAGGACACCUUGAUUAGUCCAAACUACCAACUGGCUAUCCCAAAGAAGCAGCCUGCCCAGGCAGUAGAAGAAACUGAGGAUGAUGAAGAAAGUGCUGAUCCUAACCCAUCUCAAGAACCAAAGACAGAUGUCCCACACAAUAAUCCUCAAAGAGUAUCUUUUCCUCUUACCAAACGUUCCAAGUGAGAAUUUCACACCCUCCCAGUUUAGAGGUUUAUAGCAUCAUGACCGGUAUUGAGAAGGAUGUCCUAGAUGUAUACCAAGAGGAAUUGAGUGGUGUACCAAUUAAGAAAGAAAUGUUGAAGGGGAACUCAGUAAUUUGUCCUUUUUUCUUCAUGUAAUCGGUUUGUGUAUUCAACCAUUCUCGCUUUUAUGAAAAUUUAGUUGAUAUACAGCAGUCAGUGUAUUUUCUCGUUCCCUUUU
Molecule: messenger RNA, 991 nt
Organism: Jatropha curcas
Lineage: Eukaryota; Viridiplantae; Streptophyta; Magnoliopsida; Malpighiales; Euphorbiaceae
Gene: TAFII21
Product: TATA binding protein associated factor 21kDa subunit
Biological process (GO): RNA polymerase II preinitiation complex assembly; DNA-templated transcription initiation
Cellular component (GO): transcription factor TFIID complex; SAGA complex
Molecular function (GO): RNA polymerase II general transcription initiation factor activity; protein heterodimerization activity; transcription coactivator activity
Source: RefSeq, a predicted model, not a curated record